GCGGAGCUGAUAUUCAUUUCUGCUGCUGGUGUCGGGGGCACAGUACGCACACGGCUGUCAAAUGGAUUAGGCAGGAAAACGGACCUCACCACGAGAAUACCGUGAAAGGAGCCGCUCACACCUGCGACGGAACUUUGUGAGAAAGGAGCUUUAAUCUGGCUUUAAUGAAACCUCACUGAUGUCCACUGCUUCAUUCACUGUCAGCGGACAGAGGCUGGAUGUGACAGCGCGGAUGAUGUGAAUAUUUUCGGGGGAACUUUUAGUCGCGGAGCUGCAUCUUUGAAGUGGACCAUUUGUGAUCACCGAUUGCAGAGCAAAAACACACCAAGGGUAAAGGACACGCAUGAGAAAGGCUUACCAUGCACUGAGAACAAGGAAUGGAAAGCAUCAGCGUGGACACAGACUGGGAUGGGUUAGCUUCGUCCUCUCUGGUCACUGCUGGAAGGAAUAACUUCUCCUCCUCAACCUCGUCCUUUUUUGUGUCUGAGCUGAACUCAUACAACACUUCUCACAGUGGGGGAUCCUUCUUCGGAAUCUUCCCCGAGAAUGGUUCCACCACCACACCUCAUACGCUGCCCCAGCCCAGGUCCAGGGACCUGGGCCUGGCAAGGGCAGAGAUCGCCGUGCUCGGGGUGGUGCUGGCGUUUACCACCCUGGGGAACAGCUUUGUCCUGUGGGUGCUGCUGAGGAGGAGGAAGCAAAAUGCACCCAUGCAUGUGUUCAUGGUCAACCUGUGCGUGGCUGACUUAGUGGUGGCCCUCUUUCAGGUUCUACCCCAGCUGAUAUGGGACAUCACGGAGAGGUUUCAGGGACCAGACUUGCUUUGCCGGUCCAUCAAGUACUUGCAGAUUGUAGGCAUGUUUGCUUCCUCUUAUAUGAUAGUUGCCAUGACAGUAGACCGGCACCAUGCCAUCUGCUGUCCCUUGCAGGCCUACCGUGGGGGGGCCAUGUCCCGCUGGAACACCCCUGUCAUCGUUGCUUGGGCUCUGUCACUAAUCCUCAGCAUACCACAGGUGUUUAUCUUCUCUCGCACGGAAGUGGCUCCUGGAGAGUAUGAAUGCUGGGGUCACUUUGCUGAGCUGUGGGGGCUGAAGGCCUACAUCACUUGGAUGACGGUGGCAGUCUUCAUCCUGCCUGCUCUCAUCAUUACCAUCUGUCAGAUAAGAAUCUUCAGAGAGAUUCACAACAAUAUCUACCUGAAGUCAGAGAGGGUGGUGAUGGCAGAGAUGAAAAAGAAUGAAGUCUUUUUCCGCUUCCACGGCUUUAAAAAGGAGGAUGAGAGGAGCAGGGAGAGAGGAAGACGGACAUCCGGAGGUGGGGGCAGGGAUGGGAGAGUAGUUCAGCUGCUAAAGGGUGCGAAUAACAGCCCUCACAGUAACAUACACAACAGCCAAGUGGGUGAGUGUUAUGAAUAUGCACCACCAGCUAUUCAGUAUAACAGCUGCCAUGGUGAACAUGUAACAACAACAACAACAUCGCCAUCGCAGCAGCAAAUGCUGAACAGCAAUGAUUGCCAAGAGUCCUACACAUCUCACGAGCUGGCCUCAGACUCACCCCGCUGCUCCCUUGACUACGCCCCCUCUCCCCCUCCAACCGCGCCACCUCCAAGCAUCACCAAAGCCAUGUCCAAGACAGUGAGGAUGACUCUGGUCAUUGUGCUUGUCUACACGAUCUGCUGGUCACCAUUCUUCAUCGUUCAGUUGUGGGCAGCCUGGGACCCCAACCCUCCAGACCAAGGAGUGGCCUUCACUAUCCUGAUGCUGCUGGCGAGUCUGAACUCGUGCACCAACCCGUGGAUCUACACAGCUUUCUCCAGCAGCGUGUCCAGAGAGCUGCAGAAACUGCUGCACUGUUGGUCACGGCCCGGCCGCCGGGGCUCGCUGCCCGACGACUCCACCACAACACACACUUCCACCACCAAGGACAACCUGUACUGACAGACACUGAUGUAGCAGAAACAUGACAUUUUUCAGAAGACCUGUAUGGGGGCACAUGCUCGGAGCAAGGUCAAGGCCCCCACCACCACUACCACAACCAUCUCUACCAUGGCAGCCCGAGAACAGAAAGCGAUGACCUCCACCAGAUGUUUCCAACAACAAAGGAGCUGUACCGUCAACAUGACGUCUGUGUGUUAUCGCCUGCCUUCUGCACCUCAGCAGUAAAGAAGGGUGUCAUUGAAGAUGUCAACACCACUUUACGAGCACACCGUGGAAUAUAGAGUGGGAGCAUCUGCAAUAUAAAAUGUCCUUGAGAGUAAAGACAUUUUCACCCCUGUUGUAUAAGCCUGCUGCAUUGAUCUGUAUGAGAAACUUGGCCCUGCGCAGACAGAGCAGAGCAGCAGGAAUGCAAAGGGUGGAUCACCACAUUAAUAAUUUUACGGCACGCCUAAUGUACAAGGCAGAAGACAAAGCCGUGGGAGCAGUGAAAACAAACCAGAAGGCGACAGGAGAGAGCGAGAGAGAAAGACAGGGAGAACGAGACUGCUGUUGGACAGAGAACAGACGGGGGAUGACAUGGAUGUUCCAGCUGCAGGAGUCGUCCUAAGGAACAUUGUGGUUGAAAUCUAAUAAUGUGAACAAACUUUGUUAAAUCUAAGAAAGUAGAUUAGGGAUGGUGGAUACUUGAGUCUGAAUUCAUAUUCGCUCAGGAGAAAUCAUGUUCUAAUAAAACAAUAGUGAUUUGUGAGCAGGAUGGUAGGACAUUAUGUGAGGACAGUGCAGUACAGUCAACACACACACAGACACACCGCCCCCUUAUAGUAUCGGAGUAUUGUGGAUGAAUCUGCACACAAAGGAACAGAAGUUGAGGGUCAGGCCCUGGACAAUUCAGGUUUCCACAACUAAUGUGUUUUGUACAAACACGACAUACAAGGUACACAAAAUUGCCUUCCUGUCUUUAUGCCGUGAAAUUAUGAAGCGCGAAGACACAGGAAGGAAAACCAACAGUAAACAUUCAGCAGCAUUCCAUGGACAACGAUGAGCUCUGUAACAUGUAUUUAUUGACAAUGUAAGGCACAUUAUUAUAUUAUGUUACAUUUUAUGUAAGAUAAAUGUUGAAUGUAUAUCACACAAACACAAUGGUCCGAUAUGUGUAAGAGAAACAAGGAGAUGCCAAAGCAAAGUUGUUGUUUUUUUGUUGUUUUUUUUGAAAGCUGCACUGUUCCAGGUCUUAACGGUAGAGCUAUUGCAAAGUGUAUCAAAGCUACAUAGAAACAACUGCAUGUCAGUUUCAGGACAGUGAUAAUACUCCCAGUCAAAGCCAAGUGCCUGUCAUGCCAGUAGACAUUUUUAGAGGGACCUCCCUCACUGGGUUAAUCUUAUUCUUAGACAGAGUUGCCACCAGAGCAGAGAUCACUCACUGUGUCAUAUCACAUCAUGAGCCAUGUGUUGUUUUAUCUCUUUAUUUAUUGUUGCAUAAAUGCAAAAUAUACAUGUGUUUCAGUUUCUGUUACUGCCUUUUGCUCAUGUUUAUUUUAUUUUAUAUGACUGGUUGAUUGCAUAACGCUCAACUGGCAGAUAGAAAAAAUAAUAUUAUCACAUUUGUGUUAUAAAAUGACGGCAAAUAUAAACCACUGAAAACACAAUAGGUAACGUAAUAACUUUCCGUUCAUAAAAUUAGAUUAGAAUUUAUUGUACUAGAUGUUUCUGACAUAAAUGGUGUUGUUUUUUUCUUCAGGGCUCAGUUGGAGCCAGUGCAGCACUUUUCUUUCAUCAGAGAGCACUGUUCCGUGAGUCUGCAGGACAAUACUGCGAUGCUUUCAAAGUGUCUCAGGAGUACUUGUCUGGGUCGAAAGGAGAAGCCUCACCUUUUCCUCUCUGCAGUCGUGGUGUUUUGGUUUUCAGCACGCUUCUGUUGUGCAUUUGUUCCCCAGGCACAAGCCUCCACUUUGAUUCUCCGCCAAAUGGAAGGCUACAGCAACAACGUUCCUUUUCUCACUUUGUUAUAUCAGGAAAAAGAUGAACUUCUCCUAAGCCCGGUGGGUGUCCUUUUCAUCUUCCUGUCAGGAAGUUUAGCGGUCAGGAGGAGGAUUCUUCUCUGCUGAUGGGACCGGAC
Messenger RNA from Solea solea (common sole), 4053 nucleotides. RefSeq names its product vasopressin V2 receptor-like. The transcript is spliced from 7 exons. The record is from RefSeq and is a predicted model, not a curated record. NCBI's taxonomy places the organism in Eukaryota, Metazoa, Chordata, Actinopteri, Pleuronectiformes, Soleidae. Gene Ontology annotation, cellular component: membrane. Bases 378 to 1937 code for a protein of 519 amino acids. Gene Ontology annotation, biological process: regulation of systemic arterial blood pressure by vasopressin; positive regulation of vasoconstriction; G protein-coupled receptor signaling pathway. Gene Ontology annotation, molecular function: peptide binding; vasopressin receptor activity.